CUGCGCCUACAGUGACCGUGUAUCCCGCCAAGACCCGGCGCCUGCAGCACCACAACCUCCUGGUCUGCUCUGUGAACGGCUUCUAUCCAGGCCACAUUGACGUCCGCUGGCUGCGGGACGGCCAGGAGCAGGAGGCGGGGGUCGUGUCCACAGGCCUGAUCCGGAAUGGAGACUGGACCUUCCAGAUCCUGGUGAUGCUGGAGACAGUUCCCCAGAGCGGAGAGGUCUACACCUGCCAAGUGCAGCACCCAAGCCGGACGAGCCCUCUCACCGCGGAAUGGAGGGCACAGUCUGGAUCUGCACAGAGCAAGAUGCUGAGUGGAGUCGGGGGCUUCGUGCUGGGUCUGCUCUUCCUCGGGGCAGGGCUGUUCGUCUACUUCAGGAAUCAGAAAGGACACUCUGGACUUCAGCCAGCAGGCCUCCUGAGCUGAGGUGACGAUGGUGACAAUUGAGGGGGAAAGAGCCUUCUGUCCUGGCCUCUUCGCAGCAUGAAAAGCUUUCCUGCUCGGCUCUUUAGUGCCUCCUGGCUGCCCUUUGGUCCUGCUUCAAGACCCUGCGGGAAACGUGCUCCCCGCUGGCUUCCUCAGCCCCCCGACCCGGAGCCCCCAGGAUGGACGGGGAACCUCAUCUC
Miniopterus natalensis is the source of this 631-nucleotide messenger RNA. The record is from RefSeq and is a predicted model, not a curated record. NCBI's taxonomy places the organism in Eukaryota, Metazoa, Chordata, Mammalia, Chiroptera, Miniopteridae.